Molecule: messenger RNA, 1272 nt
Organism: Dictyostelium discoideum AX4
Lineage: Eukaryota; Evosea; Eumycetozoa; Dictyosteliales; Dictyosteliaceae
Exons: 3
Coding region: 1-1272 (423 amino acids)
Molecular function (GO): FAD binding
Source: RefSeq, a predicted model, not a curated record
AUGUCGAUUAAUGAAAAAAUUAAAGAUUUAAAUAUUUUAAUUAUUGGUGCAGGACCAGCAGGACUUUCAUUAGCAAGAUUAUUACAACAAGAAAAAGGUUGUAAGAAUGUAAUUGUUGUGGAAAGAGAUGUUGAUAGAAAUACUAGAAUUGGUGGAUCAAGUUUGGAUUUACAUGAAAGUACUGGUUUAAGAUUCAUAAAGAGAGCUAAUUUAUUUGAAGAUUUCAAAAAUAUUUGUAGACCAGAGGGUGAAUCAAUUACGAUUGCAAAUAAGGAUGGGAAAGUAAUUCUAAGAAAACCACAUUUAAAAAUUAAUUCAAAGAAACCUGAAAUUGAUCGUGGUGAUUUACGUAGACUUUUAAUUGAUUCUUUAUUACCAGAUACAAUUCUUUGGAAUCAUCAUUUCAUUUCAUUGGAGGAACAACCAUUGGAUGGUACAACAAUUGUUACAUUUAAAAACGGUACAUCAAUAAAAGCUGAUUUAGUAAUUGGUGCAGAUGGUGCAAAUUCUAAAAUUCGUCCAUAUGUAAAUGAUAUCUCUCUCAAAUAUUCUGGUAUUACUUUAAUUGAAUUCGAAAUUGAAAAUCCAAAACAAGUUUGCCCAGAAAUUUAUGAUUUAGUUGAUAAUGGUUUAUUUUAUGCUUUAAGUGAUGAAAAAGGUUUUAUAGUUCAAUUAAAAGGUGAUGGUAAUUUAAUUAUUUAUUUAUCAUGUAAAAGAGAUGAAAAUUGGAUUAAAGAAUCUGGAUUUGAUUUUAAAAAAAAAGAAUUUAAAGAAAUUAAAGAAUUUAUUAAAAAUAAUGUAUUAAGUGAUUGGAGUGAUAUUUAUAAAAAUUUAUUAGAUAAUGCAGUUGAACCUUUUAUUACAAGACCUUUAUAUUCAAUACCAUUUGAACCAAUGAUUGAAUGGAAAUCUAAAUCAAAUAUUACAUUAAUUGGUGAUAGUGCUCAUACUAUUGUUCCAUAUGCUGGUAAAGGAAUUAAUGAAGGUAUGGCUGAUUCUUGUGAUUUAAUUGAUUGUUUAUUUGAAGUUGAUAAUGAAGAAAAAGAAUUUAAUCUACAUAAAAGAUUAAAUAAAUAUGAAUCUUUAAUGCAUCAAAGAAUUUUAGAAGCUGGUAAUGAUAGUAAUGACGCAAAAGAAAUUGUUCAUGAUAAUAAUGCAUGUAACCUUUUAGUUGAUAGAUUCCUCGGUUCUUAUAAGUACAUAAAAUCUUUAAUUCCAUUUUAUACUUAUUUUAUUAACUCUUUAACUGAUUCUUUUGGUUAUUCAAUUUAA